UUAUACUUAUAGAAUAAACCAAUAUAUAUUAAAUCAGUUGAUAUUAAAUUCAUUAUCUAUUAUUAGCUUAUCAUUGAUUUUCUCUAUGAUUACGCAAAUUAUGACUAGAGAGGUGCAAUGCAUUUCAUGAUAAGGAGUUCUGAUGCAUCGCAAUUUCGACCUCAACUGAAAGAAGGGUGUCUCUAUUCAAUCAAGAAGUUCCAAAUUAAUAAUAAGAAGACUUCUUUCAAUCCCAUUCCGUCGAAUAUUAUGGGCAUGUUUACCAAGAACACUGUCAUCCAAACAAUCCAAGAUAACCUAGAUGCAUACCCUACAAGUUUUUUUUCUUUUGCAUCUAUUGACCAACUUAAUUCACGAAUUUGUAAUGAUACAAUUUUGACAAGUCAGAUUGUUUUCAACAAGUCUUACUUUAACUUUUUAUUUAAUUAGUUUUUGAAUCAUCAUGUUUAAUUUUCUUUUUUUGUUUAUUGUUUCUUCCAAGAUUUUAUCGGAGCUCUCAAAUCAAUUACCACCAUUGAAAAAGUCCAUUUACAAAAUCGGACAAGUGAUGUGAAGAAACGUGACCUUUAUAUAGAAGAUUUGAGUGGGAAUACGUUAAAAGUUGUUUUUCAUGGUGAUAAAGCUGAAGCCAUUGACGAAGAUCAGUUGCUGGAUAAUUUCAUCAGCCCGAUUGUAAUUGUUGCCGCAACAACUGUCAAAAAAUACAUGAGCACAACAUACCUUGCUUCCUGUUCAGCUACAAAGUUUUAUGUGGACCUUAAUAUUCCCGAAACAAUGUUACACAAGCAAAGGUAUGAAAAAGAGCCAUUUAGUGUGCAAAUCAUCAAUAUACACAUGUCUCCCCAACAAUUGUCAACAAAAGAAUAUGAAAUCAAAGAUUCAACCCUUGCAGACGUCAACAAUGCUGAUCCAACAGAAGUGCAGGGAACUAAGUUUAGAGUCAAAGGUACAAUUGUUGACAUUGAUUGUUCAAACGGCUGGUUUUACAAUUCGUGCAACGAAUGUGGGAUGGCUCUUCGGUUUUGUGCAGGCAAAUAUUAGUGCACAAAACAUGAAGAAAAAACACCUCUGCCAACAAAAAUUGGUUGGUGCAUCGAUCAUCAAGUUAGCAACACUUCAAUCAAUCGAUCGGAUGACACUACCUGGACCCUUUAAGGCCUUGAUCGAUCGAGAGAAAUUUUUUACUAUUGGUUUAACAAAAAAAGGGAUCAAAAGUGGAUUUGCCAAUUAUAAGAUAUUUGAUUCUACUGACUUGAAGGACCAAGAAUGGCACAUCGAAAUCGCUGCAACUACCUCAAAAUCAUCAACACCUCCACCUCUCACCUUAGGAUCAUCAGCAUCCAAAGCCACAACUGAAAAAGCAAAGGAGCAACUUUUGCCAAUACUAAUGAAAGCAUAAAUGAAUAUAGAGGUUUUUCCAGUGUCUACACUUGAGAAACAAGCUAUCCUGACGAAGGGAGAAGAAUCGCCAACCAAAAAAUACAAAACCAG
Messenger RNA from Theobroma cacao (cacao), 1491 nucleotides. The record is from RefSeq and is a predicted model, not a curated record. NCBI's taxonomy places the organism in Eukaryota, Viridiplantae, Streptophyta, Magnoliopsida, Malvales, Malvaceae.